Leishmania mexicana MHOM/GT/2001/U1103 is the source of this 1905-nucleotide messenger RNA. RefSeq lists its product as hypothetical. NCBI's taxonomy places the organism in Eukaryota, Euglenozoa, Kinetoplastea, Trypanosomatida, Trypanosomatidae. The record is from RefSeq and is a predicted model, not a curated record. Bases 1 to 1905 code for a protein of 634 amino acids. The transcript has a single exon.
AUGGGCUGCAAGUGCGCAAAGACCAAGGAGAGGAGGAGGCAGGAGGAGCCGCCAGGGGCUCCCACGGAGGACGUGGGACAGGAGGCGGUGCGGCACGCCGGCACCUCCGACCCGGAUGAGGCGCUCGUGAGGGAAUCCGUGCGUCCCUCCGGGACAGCGAGCUCGUCCCACUGGAGGGGUGAGGAUGGUACCAGACCGCCGGAGCAACUGCCGGAGGAGGCGGUAGCGGAGCCGGAGGCAGACAAUGCGGUGACUGCCGUUGGUGCGCCUGAUGACUCGACGCACUCGAGGCACUCGAGGAAGGCGACGACAGAGAUGUCGGUGAAGUCAAAAGAAAGUGACGAUGCUCCAGCAGAGGCGGACGACGCCUCCAAGAACGCUGGUGCGGCGCUGCAGUCGUCCCCAAGCCGCACCUGGACGCCAUCAGAGCAGCAGAAGCCUGAGCAGGAGGUGCCGAAGGUUGGCAGCGAGUUCGAGUUUGAGGAGGAGAGCAACAACAUGGAGAAGGCGGCGGGAGAUGAGUGGGAGGUAGAGCUCUCGCAGCCGUGCCCCUUACCACCAUCGACGCAGCAGCAACCGGAGCCCGCACCCGUCCCGCCAGCCGCUGUGACAGCGACGCUGAACGAUGCGGAGCCAACAACGCCAGUCGCCAUGGAAAGUGCCCCGCAGCCGAUACCGCAGCGCGAGUCACCACGCUCGCUGCCGGACAGUUGUAACGGUCAGAAUGCGAGCGCUGCACCGUCGUCGAACGCUCCCGCACCGCGCCGCCUUUCGCGGAAGCCGAGCAUCGCGAGCUCUUCGUCCGUUUCCGUGCGGCCUGUACGACGGCCACCACAGCGCAACCUGGUGCAGCCAUCAACGAACAACGGUGGUAGCCUGCGGGCUCUCCAGUACGUCGCCUCUCCCGCGGCUGCUGCUCCGCCCCGGCAUCUCGCCCCCCCUAGAGACGAAUAUCGCGCUGCUGCAGCGGUGCCGCCGUCGUCGACACCGUCGUCGGCCUCGACUGCAGUGACAUCCAUCAUUGAUAAAGCGUUGAUGCCGGUCGGCAAGCCGUCUGAGCACAUGACGGCACCUCACCACAGUGCUGACACCGGCCGCGAGACGGUGGCGUCGCGACAGCACGGGAACGGGUUUCUCCACGAGAGCUCGGCUGGCCUGCGGACGCCAUACUCGCAGUUGCCGCUGCGGCCUGUGUCUGGACAGUGGCGGCGCGGCUUUCUCUCUCCCAUCCCGUAUCGUCGGGGCUACACAGACCCGAACCCUGGCGCUGCCCCUCAGAAGUACCGCCCAUCAACGACGUACAUGCCCCCGCCCACGGCUUACGUCAUGGGGGCUGCCGGCGGUGCGCCGCCGCGGCUUUUGUUCGACGCUUCAACGCUUGCCACCAUCGAGGCGUCCACCACUAGACUUGCCGAGGCGCGCACGCUUCGCCUGGCCGGCGCCCACAACGGCGCGGCGGCGAUGAUAACAGGUAACGACCGAGGCAAUGGGGCGUCCUUUUCCAUGUCGCGGCACUUGGCGGCGCCAUCGAUGUCGGUGCCGCUUGCAUCACGACUACCGACGUCGAGCCUAAGCGAUCACGUGUACUCCCUCGCUGCGUCGGCGGCAGGGGUCUCUGCUGCUGCUUCCGCGCCACCCUCGAUAACCGCUGGCUCUUCGUACUCGCGUGGCAGCCAGAAACCAAGGUUGGCCAUGCCAGCGCCUCGAGCGCAGCAGCAGCACUUUCCCGCCUCUCCCCACGCUGUAGAACAGUCUCUGGAGCAGCACACGUCUAAUGGCGCAGGCAUGCCAGCACGCGCUGCGGUAAGCCAGGCCGCGAGGUACGACGACGGCGUCGACACCCCUAGUGCGGAUGUCUUGUACGGUGCGGUGCAGGAGCCGGUCGUGUACGGGCAACGGUACUAA